Amaranthus tricolor (Joseph's coat) is the source of this 450-nucleotide messenger RNA. RefSeq names its product trans-resveratrol di-O-methyltransferase-like. Gene Ontology annotation, molecular function: O-methyltransferase activity; S-adenosylmethionine-dependent methyltransferase activity; protein dimerization activity. Bases 1 to 450 code for a protein of 149 amino acids. NCBI's taxonomy places the organism in Eukaryota, Viridiplantae, Streptophyta, Magnoliopsida, Caryophyllales, Amaranthaceae. The record is from RefSeq and is a predicted model, not a curated record. Gene Ontology annotation, biological process: methylation. The transcript has 3 exons.
AUGGAUUCUUCUACCUUUACUAUUGAAGAAGCAAAAGAGCUAUUAGAAGCCCAAAAUAAUAUAUGGAAACACACUUUCUACUACCUCAAAUCUAUGGCCUUAAAAUGUGCCCUUCAACUUGACAUUCCAGAUACUAUUCAUAAACAUGGAAAGCCCAUGUCUUUGAAUGAACUAGCCACUUCACUUCCAAUUCACCCCAAUAAUAUUCCUUCCCUUAAUCGUCUAAUGCGUAUUCUAGAAUCUUCUAACUUCUUCUCCAAGAAGCUUCUAGAAGAUGGACGAUAUGGCCAUAUGGGAUUACAGGAGAAAGCUUCAAGUAAUGUUAAGUUUGUAGCAGUUUAUAUGUUUGAAGCUGUUCCUCAUGCUGAUGCUGUCUUACUUAAGGUUCAAUCUUCUUUGUAUUUGCAAGUUUGUGUGAGAUUGACAUUAAAGGUUCAAUCUUUACUUUGA